Molecule: messenger RNA, 1302 nt
Organism: Penicillium canescens
Lineage: Eukaryota; Fungi; Ascomycota; Eurotiomycetes; Eurotiales; Aspergillaceae
Product: metal-dependent hydrolase family protein
Exons: 1
Coding region: 1-1302 (433 amino acids)
Molecular function (GO): hydrolase activity, acting on carbon-nitrogen (but not peptide) bonds
Source: RefSeq, a predicted model, not a curated record
AUGGACAUCUCUCGAGUUAUCAAACCAUGGAAACUCCAUCCUCAGCGGACAUUGGUCUUUGUGAAUGCAACGAUAAUCGAUCCUUCUCAGGGCGAGCUGAUCCACAAUGCCACAGUCCGGAUCUCAGAUGGGAAGAUCACCCAGAUCGUCACCGAUGGCUCAAUUACAGCGACAGAAGAUGUUCCAGGAGAUAAUGUCAUUGAUCUGACUGGAAAGUACCUAUGCCCCGGCUUGAUCGACUGCCACGUUCAUAUCGCAGUGGUCCCAGGCGAAGCCGAUCUCCGUGCCUACAAAGACAUGACCGAGCGCAUCAGUCUUCUCCGACAGCCACUCGUCCUCAAAUCCAUGCUAGAACGUGGCUUUACCUCAAUCCGAGACUGCGGGGGCGCAAGUCUAGCAAUCAAGGAAGCUGUUGAGGAUAGAGUCUUCCCCGGACCUCGUCUCUUCAUCGCUGGAUAUGCCCUCUCCCAGACUGGCGGGCAUGGUGAUAUGCGUGGCCCUCACGAUGCCCAGCUUUGCUGCGGAGGCUCGCUGUCUGGAAUUAGCAGGAUCGUCGAUGGCCCUGCGGAGUGCUAUAAAUAUGCCCGUGCGGAAUUGCGCCAGGGAGCAGACUUUAUCAAGAUUAUGGGAGGUGGAGGUGUUGCAAGUCCCACGGACCGCAUAGAGCAUGUCCAGUUUUCAGAUGAGGAGAUCAAGGCUAUUGUCACUGUCGCGCGCAACGCUGGCACCUAUGUCACGAGUCACAGCUAUACACCGCAGGCAAUUCAACAGGCUAUCAAGCUUGGAGUCCGCGGCAUUGAGCAUGGAAACCUCAUUGAUCUUGAAACUGCAAAUAUGAUGGCUGAGAUGGACGUGUUCCUAACACCUACGCUUAUUGCACAUGUCAUGUCCAAGCAGUUGAAUUUCUUACCUCCUGAUGGUGCUGCUAAGAACGACGAGGUUCUUGAGAAGGGGCUUAAGGCGAUGAAGAUAGCGGUUGAGGCUGGUGUGACUGUUUGCUUUGGUAGUGAUCUUCUUGGUCCGAUGCAUUUUGCUCAGAGUAAGGAGUUCUCGGUCCGCAGUAAGGUCUUGAGCCCUUUACAAAUUCUGCGCAGUGCUACUGUCAAUGCUGCUCGUUUGAUUAUGCAGGAGGAUCGACUUGGUCAGAUUCGGGAGGGAUUUGCUGCUGAUUUGUUGAUUUUGAAUGAGAAUCCGUUGGAGGAUAUUACUGUUUUGGAUAGAGUGGAGGAGCACAUGAUGGGUGUGAUUAAGGAUGGCAGAGUCUCUACUUCGCGGUGGGAGGCUCUCAGGGUGGAUGAUUGA